GUACCAUGAUAUGAAAUAUUCGUAUUUGCACGGGGUACAGCGUAGCGUGAUAUCACAAGCACCGUUUUCUAACAGACGAUAGAGUCGCCUAAAUUCCGCGAUCGCUGACAAAUAGUGGCAGUGACUACUUCAAGGUCAAAUAGAAAUAAGAUACAGAAGUAUAUGUACAAAAUCACCUCUACAUACUCGUGAUCGGUCCAAGAUAGAGAAAAAAAAAUUCCAUGGCAGACCCAACACUCUAUACUUACUCCUCCCCAUUGGAGGGAUAUGAAGGUCUCAACCCCCUUCCCAACGAAACUGCGGAAGAUGGUAAAUCUUUCAUCAAUCCUCCGUCCAAAGAAAAAAGCAAAGCAUACAACGCUUUCGUCAGCCCCAUCACCAACGGUAUUCGAGGAGGAUUCGACAUUCAUAUCUACUAUCUACAUACCGAUAGUACGGAGACUGAGUUUGCUCGCGCACUAUGGGAGCGCAUCCGCCGAGAGUUCCCUGAGCUCCGUAUUUACAGGAUUUGGGAUAAACCGAUCGGACCUCAUCCUUUGGCCAUGUUUGAAGUCAAUCUAUUCACACCCGAGCAGUUUGGCGCAUUUAUCCCGUGGCUGGUAAUCAAUCGAGGACCUCUAUCUGCACUCAUUCACCCCAAUACCGACGAGGAAGAGAGAGAUCACACACAGAGGGCGACAUGGAUGGGCCAGCCGUUACCCUUGAACUUGAGGCUGUUCAAGGAGCGACAGUGA
This is a messenger RNA of Periconia digitata, 734 nucleotides long. The record is from the annotation of a GenBank genome assembly. NCBI's taxonomy places the organism in Eukaryota, Fungi, Ascomycota, Dothideomycetes, Pleosporales, Periconiaceae.